UAUAUGAAAGUGGAUCUCUGGCACCAGUCAGCACCGGGUCACUUCCUGGGAUUGAUUUGAGUGGGUCGGGCACUGAAUGUUACUCUGUGUGGACAGACAAAUAGUGGACAGCUGGCGCGUUUGCAGCGCGAGAGGCGGUGAACUACGUGAGUUUAGUGGCCAGUUUGAGGAAGAGCUGCUGUAAUUGGUUUCUCAAUGAAAGAUCAUCAGCUGCUCCCCGGAGGCUCGGCGGACUCUGGAUCUGCGCUGCUCCAUCAAUCGUGCGCUUCUCGUCGUUGAACGACGGUCUCCACGACACACUCCGGCGGGCAGCACGCAGGAAUCUGGGAUCAUUUUCCAACUGGGAUUAGCUCGAUUUCGUGUAAAGUUUGCACGCGGAUUUUCAACAUGAGUGACCUGGAGGACGACUUCGCCAAGAUCCUGCUGCUCAAAGAGGAGAGGAUACGGGACUUGGAGAGGCGGCUGGCGGAUAGAGAGGACGAGAUCCAGGAGCUGAAGAGGAAAUUACACAAAUGUCAGUCGGUUCUGCCCAGCGCGCAACUUAUUGGACCGAGAACCCGCCGGGCGCAGGGAAUCUCUGCCGAGCCGCAGACGCACCAGGACCUGUCAAGGCAGGCUUUUCGGAAAUAUGCCAAGUCUGACUGGUCCAAGGAUUUGAUCAAAGAAGCCAUCCUCGACAAUGACUUCAUGAAGAACUUGGAGCUGUCGCAGAUCCAGGAAAUCGUAGACUGCAUGUACCCGGUAGAGUACGGCAAAGACAGCUGCAUCAUCAAGGAAGGAGAUGUGGGCUCCCUGGUGUACGUCAUGGAAGAUGGAAAAGUGGAGGUGACGAAGGAGACCCUGAAACUCUGCACUAUGGGUCCGGGAAAGGUUUUUGGAGAGCUGGCGAUUCUCUACAACUGCACCAGGACCGCCACAGUCAAAACUCUGACAAACGUGAAACUCUGGGCCAUCGACCGACAAUGUUUCCAGACAAUCAUGAUGAGAACGGGCCUCAUCAAGCACACAGAGUACAUGGAGUUUCUAAAAAGUGUCCCCACGUUCCACAGCCUGCAGGAAGAUAUUCUCAGCAAGCUUGCCGACGUCCUUGAGGAGACGCAUUACGAAGACGGGGAGUACAUCAUCAGACAAGGAGCGCGAGGAGACACCUUCUUCAUCAUCAGCAAGGGAAAGGUUAAUGUGACGAGGGAGGACUCGCCCAAUGGGGAACCUGUCUACCUGCGGAGCCUCGGAAAAGGAGACUGGUUUGGAGAGAAAGCGCUGCAAGGGGAGGACGUCAGGACGGCCAACGUCAUCGCCGCCGAGGCCGUCACCUGUCUGGUCAUUGACAGAGAUUCAUUCAAGCAUCUGAUUGGAGGUUUGGAAGAUGUUUCCAGUAAAGGCCACGAAGAUGCUGAUGCCAAAGCAAAGUACGAAGCGGAGAACGCCUUCUUCUUCAGUCUUAACCUCGCUGACUUCAACAUCAUCGACACGCUCGGGGUCGGAGGCUUCGGGCGCGUUGAGCUGGUUCAGCUGAAGAGCGACGAGAACAAAACCUUCGCCAUGAAGAUCCUAAAGAAGAGACACAUCGUGGACACCAGGCAGCAGGAGCACAUCCGCUCUGAGAAACUCAUCAUGCAGGAGGCCCACUCGGACUUCAUUGUGAGACUCUAUCGAACGUUCAAAGACAGCAAGUACCUCUAUAUGUUGAUGGAAGCAUGUUUAGGAGGGGAGCUGUGGACCAUCCUCAGAGACCGCGGCUCCUUUGAAGACUCAACCACUAGGUUUUACACUGCAUGCGUGGUGGAGGCUUUUGCUUACCUGCAUUCCAAAGGCAUCAUCUACAGAGACCUCAAACCAGAAAACCUUAUACUGGACCACAGGGGAUACGCCAAAUUGGUUGACUUUGGCUUUGCAAAGAAAAUCGGGUUUGGGAAGAAGACGUGGACCUUCUGUGGGACGCCGGAGUAUGUAGCACCGGAGAUCAUCCUCAACAAAGGCCACGACAUCUCUGCUGACUACUGGUCGCUAGGAAUCCUCAUGUUUGAGCUUUUAACUGGCAGCCCUCCUUUCUCUGGUCCAGACCCCAUGAAGACCUACAACAUCAUCCUGAGAGGCAUCGACAUGAUUGAAUUUCCAAAGAAGAUCACCAAAAAUGCUGCCAAUCUCAUCAAAAAGCUAUGCAGAGAUAAUCCUUCUGAGCGACUAGGAAACUUGAAAAAUGGAGUGAAAGAUAUUCAAAAGCACAAAUGGUUUGAAGGCUUUAACUGGGAGGGAUUAAAGAAGGGGACGUUGACGCCUCCAAUUAUCCCAAAUGUCUCAUCAGCAGUAGACACCAGUAACUUCGACAGCUUCCCCGAGGACAACGAGGACCCGCCUCCGGACGACAACUCCGGCUGGGACAACGAUUUUUGAAGUUCCAGGCAGCGACACCAAAAGGAACUACCUUUCCGUUGACUGGACGGCCGUACGGAGGACAUAGCUGUGUCGUAGAAAACACAAGUACAUCUAAAUUUACGAGCGGAUACGAGAGACGGACGGAUGGCGAAACCCUCUGGGUCACCGAUAUGCCUUUAUUUCACUGUGGCUCUGGAUGAAGCAUUUAUUAGUGGGACAGCUGUAGCACCUCUUCAGUUGUUGUCUUACACUCGGCUGAAAUGGCAAAGAAAGUGCAGGGACACACGCAUUCACACAAACACACAGAUGUCUGAUAACGGAGCCAAGUUUUCUCGGAAGGAUGAGCGUUCAGUAUCUCCGGUUCUGGUCCCAAGCUGUGCCGGGCUUUUGAGAGAAAAAAGAAGUUAUUUUCUGUUUGUGUUUCCUCAGUGUUUGUGGCCAGACUCCUGGCUACGGUACUGCUGCAGCCCACUUCUCCGGUCCUUCACGGAGAAACACACCAACCUGGCAUCAAGUGCUCUAGACUAACAUGAAUGUCGCUGACUUUCCUAUCGCUACAUCUCUGCGCUGUCACCAUGUAGGCGUCAUGUUUCGGUUGGCUUUUUAGAAGAUUUCAUUCAUUCGACUUUGAAAGCACAAUGGCUGUGCAUUCCCAGCUCCUCAAGUGCUUGUGAGACUGACAAGGUCCUUCUUUUCAGUUGCAGUAAACCCACACACACACGCCUCCUCAUCCUCAACCAAAUCCGUUUGCUUCUGUACAGUUCUGACAACUGUGAAGAUGUUUUUUUUCGAUGUCCUUGGUGCUGUUGUUGAUGCAUUUUGACAAGUGGUGGUAACAGUACUGGUUAUUGUUUUGGUAUCGUGGUUCGUUUGUGCCUGAUUUACUUGUUUUGUAUUUGACUUUCCUCCGGCGAGAAAGUUUUGACUGCUUUAUUUAAUAGCUUGCAUUGCGUUGAACGAGUUCUCCCCCACAUGGUUUGAACGUAUUGUAGUUUCCCUCAUGGGCGACCACUUUCCCGUUUUUAAGCCAUGAUUUUAUUCUGAGUAUUUAACCAGGUUAUUGGGAUUAUUGAGCCAAAUGUACCAUUUCAUACAUCAUAUGAAAAAUUAUUGAUAAUAGCCACGUAAGUACUGGAUAACAACAUUGUAAUACAUAAUAAACAAGUGCACCAUAAUCAGGACAUUAAUCACAAGAGUAGAUCUGAAUAAUAUGCUCAAAUUUGAAGUUGUGUUGAGGCAUCAGAAGUGUCUUCUUCACUUAAUCCGGUUCCCAUUCCCUACCUCAUUCACUGGCUCCCAUUAUAAGGAUCAAAAAUCUCUGAAAUCAUCUUCAAAUCUGAGGAUGUGGAUCUUCUUACACAAAGUAUGCUUAUUUAAAUAAAGAAAAACAGCUCAGCUUUUAAAUGUAGACUCCAAACUGGACCCUGCAGGGGUGAGGACGGCCCUUCCAAUUCCAGCUUCCUGUCUUUGGGGCCAUACCGUCCCUGGUAUUUACAACACUGAGCCAACAGAGUGAUUUCAGGCCCAAAAUAUAAAGGUUGCUGUGAGAAAUAUAUCACAAAACAUGUUCAAGCUUUUCAUCAUAUUGCAGUCAUAACGAAAGCACACAACGGGUUAAGUCAUUUUAACUUUAAUUUAUUGCAUUUUCUGACAGCAGAAGCUCAAUUUUAUUAUUAUUAUUUUUUAUCAUCAGGCCACAGUAAGCAAUGCUGCUUUUCAAGUAUAAACUGUGUUUAUCGAGUCAUAAUGGAUUAGCUUCUGAAUAAAAUCUUGGCUUAAUAAACGUGAUGUACUCUUCAGUCAUAUUUAAAAAUGAUCCAUCCUUUCCUCUCUGUCAAACAAACCACAUUGUCAUCUGAAUCUUCCAAAAACUACCCUCUAAAGGGAAGUUCCAUUUGUCUGCCAGCGCCAUCAUCAUCAUAAGUCAGAGCAUAAAAUCAGAAGUGUAAGUGCCUUAUUUCAAUGGCAUAAAAAAUGAUCUACCAUCGUCUGACCUUAUUGAUGCUGCAUGAACACAUAAACACCUCAAAUCUGUAGACGGCUGCUUCCCAUGACCUUAGAAGAACUAUUCAUGUCCAUCUUACGGCCUGUUAACCUGCUCUCUGUGGGACGACUGCAAGGACGUGCUUCUCUCUAAACCGCCGGUGUGACAUCGGACUGUAACUGACUUGGUUAUAUGGGUAAGGGGGGAGCAGGAAUGAGUUGCAGUUUGAAAGGUUCAUGGAGGGAAGUAUUCUUCUACGUCCACACUACUAUUUUGAAGUUUUCCAAUGAUUGAUGUCAAAGCUUGCGUUAGUGAUUUCCAUGUCAGAAAGUCGGAGAAUUCUCACCAGUCCAAGUCCCCGAACGUAAACUGGAAGUACAUGUUUUAAAAUUCAUGAAAUAAGUUGAGUUUUCUGCUGAUGUCCAUCAUGAAGUAGGAUAGGAGAUUUCGUGGUCAACACUUCGAUCAUUUGAACACGCUGAAAUCGGAUGUGACCUAAUUCCUUGCUAUGACUUCCGAGCUAACUGGAGCACGGCAGAGGUCCAGGUCAACUCAGACAGCUUUUAAUUUCAUUCACUCUGAACAUUGAAACGACAGACCGACUAGUAUUGUGAAUGAAAAAUGGCACGUUACAUUCUGGAAUCACUCGAAGAGGAAGUGUGUUUGAUGUGAUUUAUCCAGUCUCACAUUCUGCUGUCGAUUCUAGGUCAAGGACCUGGCACCAAACUACUACUCUCCAAAAUUAAAGAUGAGAUUAUUGUGCUAGCAUUAUGAAAUGCCUUGGCGGCAGGCGACAUGAUUUGUUUAGAAUUUCAAAUGUAGUAAUGUGGACGUUGAUUUUGUUUACCGCUGGUGACAAUCCUCGCGACGAUUAAGCUAAACGGCAUCUUUUUGAUUUUCAAUCUUACACCCUGUCAAAAGAUCGUGGGCCUCAAACACCACCCUCGAUUCAUAACAGACAAAGCUGCACUGUGUCAAGGACGACCAUGUGUGUCACACAGCCUUACGUAUUAACCGUCUGUACGAUCCACUGGUUUUCAGUCUUAUAUCGACCGCAUUCUACAGAUGUUACCACGUUUGCCUUGUGUUUUUGUUGUUUUUUCCUGCUGUAAAUUGAUUUUGCAGAGUGUAAGAUUUUUAAA
Molecule: messenger RNA, 5502 nt
Organism: Synchiropus splendidus (mandarinfish)
Lineage: Eukaryota; Metazoa; Chordata; Actinopteri; Syngnathiformes; Callionymidae
Product: cGMP-dependent protein kinase 1
Exons: 18
Coding region: 388-2394 (668 amino acids)
Biological process (GO): protein phosphorylation
Molecular function (GO): cGMP-dependent protein kinase activity; ATP binding
Source: RefSeq, a predicted model, not a curated record